Oncorhynchus masou masou (cherry salmon) is the source of this 6817-nucleotide messenger RNA. RefSeq names its product lymphocyte antigen 75-like. Lineage: Eukaryota; Metazoa; Chordata; Actinopteri; Salmoniformes; Salmonidae. The record is from RefSeq and is a predicted model, not a curated record. Gene Ontology annotation, molecular function: signaling receptor activity. The coding region runs from base 384 to 5687 and encodes 1767 amino acids. The transcript has 34 exons.
AGCAUCAACAUACUUUUCUUUGUUUAUCAGUGUCGUUUGUCGUUGACUCAGCAUAAUACACACGUACUGUGAAUUGUGUAUUAUAUUGCAAAAUAACAUCAAUUCAGUUGUAAUUUUCAGUUCGCGGACUGGGAGUGGUCCUGUUAUGCGUAGUUGAUUAUUGGCGAAUCACAAGCUUGCAAUCUUCCAUGCGGAAAAACGCAGAACACCGUAACAGCCUAGGAAGCGGACUUGAGGAGUCACAACCAACUGUCAGUCAACAAGUUUAAAGUAGGCUCUUGUUACUUUAAAACGCAGAAUUGGGUAUGCGCAAACUGUAGGCUGGCUCCUGGAGACGUGUGGAUCCGAAUAGAGAAUACGUGGUAUUAUAACCAUUAGAGAAAAUGACACUCCAAGCAACAUUUUACCUAUGUUUUUUCUUAUUCUUUUGUGAUAAAACGAUUUGUUUUGGAACUUGCGCAUCAACUACAUAUUCCGGUAACGACACCUUCACCAUACAGCAUGUGAGCACAGGGAAGUGCCUGGUAGCUACGUCCACGUCUGGGACUGGAGUUUCCGGGAUAGCAGGGGCUAAGUCUGGAGGGUCCGGGUUCAACGUGACCCUGGGGGAGUGUGACGGCACCAGGGGGUCCCAGUGGAAGUGGGGGUCCGGCCACCGUCUCUUCCACGUGGGCACGUCCCAGUGCUUGGGUCUGGAGGAGAAGACCAAGGCCCUGUCUCUGUUCAGCUGUAGCCCCAUGGAGAACACCAUGCUGUUGUGGCGCUGCCUGGACGGGGCCGUCUAUACGGUAGACCAGAUGGGCCUCACGGUGACCGACGGGCUGGUCAGUGCCAAGCGUGACUCCUCAGACGCCUGGAGGAGGGAUGAGUCGACCGAUAAUAUCUGCCAGCGGCCGAUGCGCAUUGUCCACACCACCAAUGGGACGUCGACCGGGGAGCCCUGUGAGUUUCCCUUCCACUACAACGGCAGCUGGUUCCACGAGUGCCUCCCCGACGACCAAUCACCUGGACUAUACUGGUGUUCCACAACCUCCGACUUUGACGCUGACAAAAUAAUGGGAUAUUGUUUAAAACAUGAGGAAGGCUGCAAGGCCCUGUUUGAUGGCCCUGAGGAGGGACCCUGUUAUGAGUUUGUGUCCCAGGUCGCGGUGACAUGGCAGGAAGCGCUGGACUCUUGUCGCAGCCAGGGAGCUGACCUGCUCAGCGUCUCCAGCUCAGAGGACCAAGCCUUCCCCAUCUUGGACGUGGCCCAUAACAGCAGGCCAGACAGGAUGUGGAUCGGCCUACACCAGCUGGACUCGUCUCAGGGCUGGCAGUGGUCAGACGGCUCACCCCUCAACGACGUGCGCUGGGACGACGGGAUGCUACACACAUCGAUCCUUAGGGAGUCAGACUGUGGAUUCAUGAAUUCGAAAAACUACUACGAGAGUGAGAUCUGCGAUAAAAAACUUCCCUACAUCUGUAAGAAAAACGUCAACGUCACCCAGUCGGUAGCAACAGAGCCUUUGGUGUAUAAAUCCACCAUAUGUGACGAGGGCUGGGCCCCUUGGAACAUGUUCUGUUACAAGCUGGUGACGGAUGAACCAAAGAUGUUUGAUCAGGCCGAAAAUUACUGUAAGACCAUCGGAGGAGGCCUGGUCAGUCUACACAGCCUGGACAGCAUGGAGAUGAUCAGCACUCAGUUCCAUGCAGGUACACCGCACACUCAGGGAAACCAAUCACGGGAUGUGUUGGGUGUGUGGAUCGGUCUGAACGGGACGGGGAACCCAGCCAUCCUUAGCUGGGUUGACGAGACACCUGUCUCCUUCACCUACUGGGACAGGAAUCAUCCUAUCCAACCCUCAGGACACUCUCACUGUGUCUACUACUUUGGAGAGUCUCAUGGCUGGAGGGUUGGGAGCUGUACCCAGGAGCUGCCUUUCAUGUGUCAGAAGAAAGGAGAGGUGAACGAGUCUUCUACGACAGGAUGCCCUCCUGAAGGGGACUGGAGGAGACAUGGGAACUCGUGCUACAAAGUGGACUCUAAAGAAGUGUCGUUCAGGGACAGGUGUGACCUCACCAUAAACAACAGGUUUGAGCAGGCCUUCAUCAAUAGACUCCUUGCAGAAGAGAUCAACGUAAAGAGACAGUAUUUCUGGACGGGCCUCCAGGACAUAAAGACUUCAGGGGAGUACCAGUGGGUCGCUCAGGAUGGCUCGGAAACCAACGUCACAUACACCAACUGGGGCGUGUUUGAACCAGCCCUAGCAGGGGGCUGUGCAGUGAUGUCCACAGCCAAUCCUCUGGGUAAAUGGAUGGUAAAGAACUGCACCAUGUUUAAAGCUGGCUCCAUCUGUAAGAGAGACAUCGCCGCUCCACAGCCCCUAGAGCCUGAGCCUGACCCUAACCUCCCCUGUCCCGAUGGAUGGACAUCCAGGCCUGGCAUUUCCUACUGCUACAAGGUGUUCCACGAGGAGAGGCUGAGUCGUAAGCGGUCCUGGGAGGAGGCAGAGAGGUUCUGUGAGGCCCUGGGGGCCCAUCUUCCCAGCUUCAACCACCCACAGGAGAUGAAAGCCCUACACUAUGUUAUGAGAGACUCCAUCAGUGAUGACCGGUUCUUCUGGGUGGGGCUGAACAGGAGAAACCCAGCUGCUGGUUCCUGGGAGUGGAGCGACAACAGGCCUGUGUCCAUGACCAUUUUCCCCCAAGAGUUCCACGAGGAUGACGAGUACAACCGGGGCUGCACAGCCUUUAAGACACUGAAAGGAACCUUAAAGAGUUUUUUUGUCUUCCUGAUGCAUGAAUUCCCUCCUCUGCCGUUCUACGCCACCCCAUUCCACUGUGACGUCAGGCUGGAGUGGGUCUGUCAGAUCCCCCGUGGAAAAACUCCAGAGAACCCAGAGUGGUACAAUCCUGGUGGGCACCAUGAGACAUCCAUAUUCAUUGACGGUAACGAGUUCUGGUUUGUGACGGAACCAAAGCUGCCAUACGAGGAGGCUAGUUUGUACUGCAACAGCAACGGCAGCAAGCUGGCAGCACCACAAAGCUCCAAUGCAGCCAUACAGAUCCAUAAUAAUCUGCCACAGAUGUCGGCAGGGAAGCAGAGCUGGUGGGUGGAUGUAAGAGACGCUGGACACUACUUCCCCAUAAGGUUACCCCUUAUGCAAAACUACCAGGCUACGUUCCUGGGCAGGUGUACAACCAUCAGUGACAAGAACAUCUUCCCAGAGUACGAGUACAGCUGUGAGCUGCAGCUGCCAUUCGUGUGUGAGAGACACAACACCACGGCUAUAGAGACCCACUCUGGAGAGCCUCACCCCGAUGGUCUGCCCUGUGAGAGCGGCUAUUUACGCUUCAGGGACAAGUGCUACGUGGUGAUCACGCCUCUGUACGUUACUUUUCAACACGCCAACGAGCAGUGUCAGUCGAUGAGAGGCACUCUACUCACUAUCACAGACCAAGUUGAACAGGACUUUGUGACCUCCCUGUUGCCGGCGCAGCCCCGUAAGACAUGGAUUGGCCUGAAGCUCAAACAGCAGGACCCAGAGUGGGUGGAUGACUCCCCGGUCUCCUACCUCAACUUUAACCCCCUGCUUCAUGGCCUACUCAGGCCCAUGCUUGUCAAAUUUCAUGACCCAGAGAGCAUGGAGCUGUGUGUCUUCAUGUUCAACGACCCCAACUCUGCUAUGAUGGGCUCCUGGGACUACACCCCCUGCUCUGACCAGCAGCAUGUGGCCAUCUGCCAGCACUACGCAGACAAGCCAGAGGUGCCCCAGUUCCAGUUGGAGCCGUUCCAGGUCAACAAUCACACCUUUAAGCUGCUUCAGAAGAACAUGACGUGGCACGAGGCUCUGGUGGAGUGCAGGAACCAGAACAUGGACCUGGCCAGCGUAGCCGACACCCUGCAGCAGUCAGUCCUCACCGUGCACGUCACCCGCGCACGCAGCCCCAUGUGGAUCGGCCUCUUCAGCGCAGACAUUGGUGUCCACUACCGCUGGACAGACCACAGUCACACGGUGUUUAGUCGCUGGUCCUCAGAGCCCACCGUUGGACACUGUGUCUUCCUGGACACGGACGGCUUCUGGAAGGCUACAGAGUGUACGGAGCAGUUGGCAGGGGCUAUCUGCCAUGUUCCACACGAGAACGUCACCACCCAUGAGGACAACGCUGUGAACUGUCCUCACAAGAGCAGCGGACCAAACUGGAUCCCCUUCAAGAACAACUGCUACACCUUCCAACUGGCAUCGUCCAGAUGGGAAGAGUUUGGCAAGGGCCAGAUACUUCAGACAUGCAAGAAACUGGCUCCUGAUGCAGACAUGCUGACCAUCAGGAACGAAGUGGAGAAUGAGUUUGUGAAGGAGCAGCUGCUUCCCUUCAAAGACCUGGUGCAGUUUGUCUGGCUCGGGGUGUUCAACGAUGACAACGAUAACCAGAUGAAGUGGUAUGACGGUACCAACGUCCAGUACUCUAACUGGGUCGAUGGAAGACCAAGCUUCUCAGCCAGCGAUGAGUUUAUGGCAGGUCUCAACACUGACGGAGUCUGGAAGAUAUUCACUAACAAACACCACUUCAGUCCCUUCAAGCAGAGAAGCAUCGUGGCCUGCAAACUGGAUAAAGACUCUAAGGACCAAUACAAUCAGUCGGCCAGGGACUUUGAGCGCUAUGGCAACCUGAGCUACCACGUGAUAACCAGGAAGUUGAGCUGGUUCCAGGCCCUGGAGGAGUGUGGCCGUGGCAACGGACACCUGGCCAGCGUGCAUGGCACCAGGCACAACGCUCACAUAGAGCUUAUCGCCAAGCGAGACGGCUUCCCGCUGUGGAUCGGUCUGUCCAGUCAUGAUGCUAGUGGCUCUCAGUCUUAUGAGUGGUCUGAUGGGACUAAGUAUCACUACAGUCAGGCAGGACUCUCUGACACGGUUGUCACGUCCAGCUCAGACCCUCAGAGUGUCUGUGUGUACAUCACUCCCCAUGGCACCUGGAUGAGAAUGGACUGCAAUGCCAAGCUGGACGGAGCCAUCUGCUACAACACAACCAUCACCACCCCCACUCAGAGAUCGAACCUCGCAGCUCCCCAGGUGGCCAACAACUGCCCUCAGAACAGUGGCUCUCAGAACAGUGGCUCUAAGUGGGUUGAGCACCAGGACCACUGCUAUGCUUUUGACAUGACCUUCUAUAACUACUCUGUGUACAGCAUGGAGGAUGCCAAGAGCAUCUGUGAAAGGCUUGAUGCACAGCUGCUGACCAUAAUGACCAGAGAGGAGAAUGACUUUGUCUCUGGCUACAUGGCAGACAACCCUCUCAUCACCAGUAGGGUGUGGCUCGGCAUGGACCUGGACAAACAAGGUCAGCCAGUGGGCUGGGUGGACGGUUCCUCUCUGGCCUUCUCUAACUGGGAGACCAAGGGUUCUGCUAGUGGGGUGAAGACAGUGACCCAGCAGAACCCCUGUGCUGUCAUGGUGUCUGCAGACGGAGGCAUCUGGAGCAGAGUCAGCUGCGAGGACAGCCACAGCCGCAUCGUCUGCAAAGUGCCCGCACGGUCAGGGAGUGCCCCGGUGGUGCUGGUCUUCUUCCUGGUCGUCCUCACCUCUCUCCUGGCGGCCAUCGGCUUCGUCGUUUAUAAGAAGAGCAGGGCCAGAUUCAACUCCACCGUGCGCUACAGGAGAACCAUUGAUGAUGCUGACAGCACUAGUAUUAUGGAUGCAGAGUGAGACUUGUCUUGACUUCAUCUAUGCAGUUUAAAGAAGCAGUUAUGUGCCUACAGUAUAGAAAUAUUAUAAUCAAGCAAACUGAAACCUGGCUUCCGUUUCAUUUAAUUUAUUUGUAUAAAUUCCCAAGCAGUUUUUUUUAGUAUUUUCUGCGAUAUUGUAAAUAUUGGCAAAAGGAUUGUGAAAGUCCCCAAACGAGCAUUUGUUUUGUUGAACUGUGAUUUUAAAGAAAGAGCUGCCACAUUGAACAGUUGCUGCAGGGUUGGACUUUGGGUUGAUGAAAAAGACACUGGAUACGUGAUGCUUGUCAGGGUAUUUUUCCUUCUCGAAGCACUGAUGUUUUUCUCUGUUUUCACUCUUGUGAUUAUUUUUGUGAUUAUUUUGUAAUGGAGGAAGACGUGCUUUUGAUGGUCAUCGAACGAAAGAAGAAACAACUGCAUCAUGUUAUUAAUAGAACUAUAAUCUUUAUUAGCUUGGCAUAGCUUCAUAAUUUCUUACAAUUAUUUAGUCUAAUACAUGUUGUCGAGCUAAUGCAGUCCAACACAGACGUUCUUAGAGAAUUUGGAUAGUGGCAUGCAUUCUCAUUUGCCAUUUCAACUACAAGCAAUUCAUCCCAACUGUAAAUGCCAUUGAUGCAUUGGUUUCUGUUUUGUCAUUAUGACUGUAACCUCCCUCUCCUAUGCACUCAAACUCCUGAGAACAUUUGCACUUUAAAUUGAAAUGUUUUGUGAAUAAUGCCUUUAGCAGUUGUUUCUGCCAUCUUCAAGCACAAUAGUUGUCUUGUUUGAGUAUACGUUUUUGGGGUGUUAAUUUGUGGUUAACGUUUUCAAAGGUCGCGACUGGCUGAGGCCUCAAACUGCACACACAGCUGCUGUAAAUGCUUUGUAAAUAUUUACAUUUUAUUUUAUGGAGAAUCUAAACCAAAGAUUUUUUUUUUUUUUUUUAAAUCUUGUGAAUGUUAAUAACCUGGACAUUCCUCUAGACUUUAUUUGGAUCUGCCUUGCAACAAUGCUUGUUAACUAGGAUUACCAUUCUCAAAUGUUCCAACAGUCAUAUUUACAUUGGUCCCAAGCAGACCAUCCACUCUGGUCAAAUAUGGUUAUGGUCUUUUAAUAAAAUAAGUUUGUCUUUAA